AUGGCUUCCAUGUCAUGCUCAAAGUGCUCGCGGAAACUACUUAGGGGAAUUUCAUCAUUUAACUGUACUGCCUGCUAUAAUCCCAACACUGUUGCACUCAUCAUAUACCGUGCUGAGCUCGACGUCUCAGACACAGGCAACACCGCCGUCUUCGUGGCCUUUGAUACCGACAUGACCAAGCUGACAAACACGAGUGCCUCUGACGCUGCUGCUAUAACUACACCGAAAAUCAUCACAGCCAUUGUCGGAAAGACUUUCACGUUCCAAAUAAAAGUAACAGAGUACAAUUUCACGUCAAACCAUCAAGCCUUCACAAUUUCCCGGAUUUACGAAACCAAAGAUGCUCUUCCUACUGCAACUUUUGACAACCAGGUGGUGGCGACUGGACCUGCUAUAGACGACAUCCCUCCUGCUGUCGAAAACCCUGAGGAGAACAGAGAAACUCCAGACGGAGAGCUGCCUGACGGUGGAAGUACAGUAACGCCUCAGUGA
Messenger RNA from Microthlaspi erraticum, 492 nucleotides. NCBI's taxonomy places the organism in Eukaryota, Viridiplantae, Streptophyta, Magnoliopsida, Brassicales, Brassicaceae. The record is from the annotation of a GenBank genome assembly.